Messenger RNA from Effrenium voratum, 3189 nucleotides. NCBI's taxonomy places the organism in Eukaryota, Dinophyceae, Suessiales, Symbiodiniaceae. The record is from the annotation of a GenBank genome assembly.
AUGGAGCCCCCGGCCAAGAAGCCGCGGACGGAAGAGGAGGAGGAUGCGCCCAUCGACAAGGCGCCCAGGAUUAAGGAGCUGCCGGCUUUCUUGGUGGAGGACACCACCAUGAACAUCAUGCCCGCCAGCACGGGGAACAUGAUGAUGACUUUGUCGGACAGCGGGCUGCAGUACCUUAUGGCCGGCGCCAAGGCCAACGUGGGCCUGAAAUCCGGGCGCUACAUGUUCGAAGUAAAAGUCCUGGAGAGUAGCACUCCACAUGAAGACCCGGCAGCCCGUAGCCGAAUGCUGGGCCCAAGGAGCCAGCUGCGAAUCGGCGUGUCCACGGCCAGGGCUUCGCUCUUCCUGGGCGAGACCCCGGACUCCGUGUGCUUUGACUCCGAUGGCAGCUGGUUCCGGGACAAGAGAAAGACCUUGUACGUCGCGCAGAAGUUCACGACCGGGGACAUCUUGGCGCUGGUGGUGAACCUGGAUCCCUCCAGCCCUUUCUGCCACACCGUGAGCUUGUUCAAGGACGGCUUUCGUGCCUCGCCACCCCGGCCAUUGCCGGACCAGCUCAAGGGUAAGCCCCUUUACCCGGCCCUCAGCUUCCGGAACAUGGCGCUGCACUACAACUUCGGCCCGGGGCCCUUGGCGCCUCUACCCUUCACUUGCCGCAUGGUCAAGGACGCCUCGCAGCAGGACGCCUCGGUCAAAGUGCCGGAGCCCACCGAGACCCACGAGGUGCUUUUUCCCGUGUGCCUCCCGGACGAAGGUGGCUUCGACUGGCUGGACCAAUUUUUGGAGUCCCACCCCUCCUACACCGAGCUCAGCGACAGAGCUGUGCUGCAGUGGUGCGAGCGCAGCGGCAUCAACCGGCCCAAGGGCUACGGCGCCGCGGCGCGGCAGUGCAACGACAAGCCGGAGAUCGCCUUGGGCAUCCCAUCUCUGGACGACCUCCAGGUGCGCAAGCUGCUGCAGACCCUGGCUAUGAUUCAGAAGCGGAACUUCGUGGUCAUGGAGCUCAAGUCCAACCUCAUGGCGCCGGAGCGAGCGGAGCUGCUGCAGAAGUGGGGCGCCUGGAAGCGGGUGGCGGUGGUGCUGCUCGGGGAGCCCCCCGCCUCCUUCAAGGCCUUCAGCCAGGAGCUGCUGCUGAGAGGCAAGCAGGAGGCCCUGGUGGCGGAGUUCAAGGCCCAGGCGCUGGAGAAGAAGCGGCAAGAGAAGCAGAAGACCCCAGGGGAGGAGACCAAGGGCAAGUCGGUGCAGGACGUGCUGCGGCGGAAGGCGGACUUCGAGCGCCGGAAGCGGGAGGCGGAGCUCCGGGGGGAGGUGUUCGAUGAGAAGGAGGAGGUGGAAGAAGAGGACGACACGGAGAUCUCGCUGGAGAACGUGCCAAAGGCAGAGCUCACGGCGGAAGAGAAGAAGAUCACCUUCCGAAAGCAGGGCGCCAGCGAUUUGACGCCCUACGUGCUGAACAUGAACUUCCAGAAGUUCACGCUUCCCGAGGACGACGAGGAGUUCGAGGAGAUCCGGUGGAUCUGGCAGCCGGAGAAGAAGGCCAAGCAGCACCUCAGCGAAUGGGUGCAGAUGAAGAAGCUCACCUCUCGUCUCGAGGAUCUUCAGCCCGGAGAGUGGUUCAACCUCAAGUGGAAGGACUGGCAGAAGCUGGUGCAGUCGUACCAGGCCAAGCACAACGCCUACAAGGCAGAGGCCAAGAGGAAAACGGGGAAGGAGGGAGAAGAAGGCAAGGAGGAGAUGGACCAGGAUGAGAAGGUGGACUUCGAUCACCUGGACGUCUUCGGGGUGGAGGAUGUCGCGGACGUGGGCUCCGGUCAGCCGCUCUUCGCGGAGUUCACCUUCGAGGAUUGGAGCCUCAUGAGCCUCCGCUACGAGCUGCACCUGAUGGCCCACGCCUUCGCCAAGGACGCCCAGGACGUGGACCGCACCGCGGUGCCGCUGGAGCAUUUGGCCUUCUACUACCAGAAGUACUACAAGAAGGCCUUGAACCCGAAGGCUUUCGGCCUGGAGCAAUUCGAAGAGGUCCUGGACCUGGUGCGAGAUACCGUGCUGGUCACCGGCAAGAGCAAGGUCUUGGAGCCUCAGCUCCCUGAGGACUUGGAGUCCACCAACCUCUUCGUGAUGCUCACCGAGGAGAGCCGCAGGGACCGGAACCGGCGCAUCGACAUGGGGGAGGAGUCGGCCAAGCUGAAGAUCCUGGCCCCCGGGCAGACGCCGAGCUCCGCCCGGCCGGGCUCACUCUCCGCGCAGGUGCUGAACCUGCAGAACCGCGGGCCGAGUGGUCCGAGCCGCAGCUUCCGGCCUUCGGGGUUCGGCAAGGGCGGCUACUGGGACGGCGGCUACAAGGGUGACGGUGGCUACAAGGGCGACGGUGGCUACAAGGGCGACGGUGGCUACAAGGGCGACGGUGGAUACAAGGGCGACGGUGGCUACAAGGGGGAUGGCGGCUACAAAGGCCGCUGGAGCGGCUCCACGGGACAAGCCAGCGACGUGUGCCAGAGCUGCCCGCCCGGCACGGCCUCCGCGCUUCCCGGCGGCUCGGCGCUGGACUCCUGCCUCGCGUGCGUGCCGGGGCGCUGGAGCGCCGCUUCGGGCGCCGACGCCUGCGGCUUUUGCCAGGCCGGGACCUGGAGCGGCACAUCAGGCGCCAGCGAGGACGUGUGCCAGAACUGCAGCGCUGGGCGCUUCAGCGAGGCGUUGGGCGCCAACAGCAGCGAGAGCUGCAUUCCUUGCGGCGCCGGGGUUUGGAGCUUCGCGGGCUCCGCCUGCGCGAACUGCUCCCUGGGCCGCUGGAGCGCCCUGCUCGAGGCGACGGGCCCGGGGAGUUGCUCGGAGUGCGGCCUGGGGCGCUUCAACGCCCAGGAGGGCGCUGAGACGGAGGACGCGUGUGAGCCAUGUCCGGUGAAGACCUUCGCCAACACGUCAGGGUCCAGUGGCUGCUACGACUGCCUGGCUGGGGAGAGCGCGCAGGAGGGUUCUUCCGGCUGCUCCCCCUGCGGCGCGGGCUUCUACAGCGGACUUUCCAGCUGCGAGCAGUGUCCCACCGCGCGCUACAGCGUGUCCGCUCAGGCCUCGUGCUCGCAGUGCGAGGCAGGCUACGUGGUGAACGAGCUCCGCACGGGGUGCGUGCCAUGCGAACAGGGCCAAUACUCGGAUUCCCAGGGCGCCGAGGAGCCGACGAGGGCGGCUUAG